This is a messenger RNA of Hemicordylus capensis (graceful crag lizard), 2884 nucleotides long. It is a transcript of the gene PRXL2C, whose product is annotated as peroxiredoxin like 2C. NCBI's taxonomy places the organism in Eukaryota, Metazoa, Chordata, Lepidosauria, Squamata, Cordylidae. The coding region runs from base 172 to 879 and encodes 235 amino acids. The record is from RefSeq and is a predicted model, not a curated record. The transcript has 7 exons.
ACCCAGCAAAGGGAGUGAGAAGUAGAUCUCCUCCCAGCUGUCUUGGCGCCGUCAGACAUCUCCGAGUCCUCCUCGAAGUCAUCGUAUCCCCUCCAGGCCUGCUCCACCUCCCGCGCCCGCCUUCCCAAGUCCGACUUAAGCUCAGGCAAGCCACCCAACGGCAGCACCAGCAUGGCAGAUCCGCUAGCGGCGACACCCCCGGUUACGAAGCAGAUCAGCGGCCAAAGUGCCUGGCAGCACAUGGAAGAAGAGCCCGUGGAACUCCGAGACGCCUCCCAGCGUUUGGUGGUAGACGCAGCCGGGAAGGAGAUUCCUUUCGGGAGCCUCUACAAGGAGCAAAAGGCAAUCGUUGUGUUUGUGCGGCAUUUCUUGUGUUAUGCUUGUAAGGAAUAUGUGGAAGAUCUGGGCAAAGUACCCAAGGCAUUUUUACAACCUGAUCCUGUCCAUGUUUACUCAAAAAAUGCAAAUGUCAAACUUGUCAUUAUUGGACAAUCAUCACACCACCAUAUAAAGCCAUUUUGCCACUUGACAGGUUAUUCUCAUGAAAUGUAUGUAGAUCCCAAGAGGGAGCUGUAUAGAACACUUGGCAUGAAAAGAGGAGAAGCAUUCGUUACAUCAGCGCAGAGCCCUCAUGUAAAAUCCAGCUUGCUAUCAGGAAGCAUUAAGAGCAUGUGGAGAGCAAUGGCUAGCCCCGCAUUUGAUUUCCAAGGAGAUCCAGCUCAGCAGGGAGGUACUUUGAUUUUAGGCCCAGGUAAUGAAAUCCACUUUGCACACUUUGACAGGAAUAGGUUGGAUCAUGCUCCCAUUAACAGUAUUUUGCAGCUUGCAGGAGUUCAAACAGUAGACUUCAGCAGCAGAGCUCAGAUUAUUGAUGUGUGACUUGUCAGAAGAAGAAAAAUCCAGGUGGCAAGUUAAAUGAUACACAGCAACACGCCCCCUUCCAGUAAAUCACCAGGGGAGAGAUUACUGUAACAUCACUCAAUGGAAAAUCCCUGGCUACUGAGUAAACAGGUUUCCAACAGUUGAGUAAAGGACUUCACACUUAGGUUGUAUUCACGAAAACAAUAUAUAGGCUAUGAUGCAUUUGACAAGAAACCACGUUUAAAGCAGCUGCACAAAAAGGUACUUUAUGCAUUGCAAUAUAUUUAUUUUAAAAGAAACCUACUGUUUAAAAUAGAUGCACACAUGCCAUAUGAGAAUUUGUAAAUUUUACAGCCAGUUCCCAAUAUUCUAUUUCUUUGUUGUGCUCUAGCAGUGGGCCAGUUUGGACAAAACUCCAACUGGCCAGUCCUAACCACAUGGUGAACCACAUCGCACAUCCUCCCCCUUCCCAUCCAGGUAUUUCAUCUAUGUGUUGAGGGAUGAGUCCAAUGAAUUGCUCCUCUGCGCACAAUUAGGCACAUGCCCAAUGUGUGGGAGACAUACGCACCCACAUUCCUGCCCCACAUGACUGUGAGGGCUCUUCAAAAUGUUAACUGGAUUGGCCCAAGGCACGCUGGAAUGUGAUAUUUAAACAAGAAAGAAGGUCACCUGUCAGUGGGAUUCUGGGCAUGACUUGUCCUUACCUCUGUGGAUGUCUGGCUUUCGGCAGGGAUCCCCAAAUGAAGACAUCAAGUUAUAUUUGUUGUUAGUCCCAAGACAUAGGCCCAGAAUAGAUCAAUCUGUUAUACCUCUUUCCUGGAUUAUUCUCCUGGGAUACCAGGUACCUUUGGUUUCAUAGACCCCUAUUCCUGUCUACAUCUAGGUUUGCCAGUGAAAAUCCAGUGUGGGUAAGGUAACACGUAUUGUUCAGGCAUUAUAUUACCCAUUGAUGCUAUACUUGAGUACAGUGUCCACAGAAGUGUGUCUGUAAGCCCCGCUCCUUUACUGAUGUGCCCUGGAAAAACCCUGCUACUCCCACUCGCCACACUUGCAGUGUUUGUGUCUUCAACACUGCAAAGCAUAAUCAUGUUGGGGGAGGGGCAGAACCGUCAGACUACACUCACUCUGCAAUUUAAACACUACUUUAAAAUAGCAUUUGGACACACACACACACACACACACACACACACACACACACACACACUAUGCAGAUCUGGAUGGUGCACCAGAUGGGGAAGAUGGGGAAAACUUUAUAAAGUGGUAUUUAAAUUGUGCAGCAAGGAUGGUUCAGAUGUUGGAGCUUUGCAUGGUGUAAUGUGGUGGUAGGACGGCAUGCCAGUGGCAGGAGAAAUGUGCAGGCACACACUGCUCCCCAUGUGAUUUGGUGUGCCAGUCAGGCAGUAACAUCCAAAUUGGCCCCAUUAGUCUGUCAAGUGCCAUGAAGCUGUUCACUGGUUUUGCUGCACAGAAAAACAUGAUUAUUAUUACAAAUAUUUAUAUAUCGCUUUUUAACAAAAAGUUAUCAAAAUGGUUACAUAGCAACAUGACUACCCCUCUGGGAGUUGAGUAUAUUUUGUAUGCAUUUGAGCUUUGCAUAAAAAUGUAUUGUGCAUUUUCUGCACUGCUGUUCAAAUUAUUUCCCUCUGCCUACCUGUGUAUGUGAGCCACCUAAUGGCGCAGCAGGGGAAAUGACUUAUCAAGCCAGAAGCUGCCAGUUUGGAUCCCUGCUGGUAUGUUUCCAAGACUAUGGGGAACACCUAUAUUGGGCAGCAGCGAUAUAGGGAGAUGCCGAAAGGCAUCAUCUCAUACUGCGUGGGAGGAGGCGAUGGCAAACCCCUCUUGUGUUCUACCAAAGACAACCACAGUGCUCUGUGGUCACCAGGAGUUGAAACUGACUCGAUGGCACACUUUCCCUUACCUUUACCUAUGUAUGUAUGUAUCUGCCUACUGAGGAUAACUUCAUACAUCUGAUGAAGUGGACCCUAUUUCAUGAAAGCAUAUGCCAUAAUAAAUCUGCUGGUCU